Molecule: messenger RNA, 1191 nt
Organism: Symphalangus syndactylus (siamang)
Lineage: Eukaryota; Metazoa; Chordata; Mammalia; Primates; Hylobatidae
Product: DCN1-like protein 3
Biological process (GO): protein neddylation
Cellular component (GO): ubiquitin ligase complex
Molecular function (GO): ubiquitin-like protein binding; cullin family protein binding; ubiquitin conjugating enzyme binding
Source: RefSeq, a predicted model, not a curated record
AUGAGUAGAUAUAAUACAGGUAGACAUCCUUUAACUAUCGGUUAUGCCUUGUGGGUUUUAAAAGGGAAUACGGGUCGUGGGGAGCGGGGAAGCUUCCGGUUGGCCAACAAUGAAGAGGUGGUGACAGUGGUGGAAGAAGAGGUGGCAGCGCGGGUAAGAAGCUUGGAAAUGCGAUUGGGGAUGGUAGGUGUUUUGGACCCGACAGGCCUUUGUCGUUUCCAGGAAACAUUUGACUGGAGGAACAGGCAGGGCCACCCUAGAGGCAGGGCCACCAGCACAACGGGCCAGUAUGUCACCAACUGCAAGAAUCCCUCAUGGACACUGGGCAGCAGGAAUGGAGCCCGUGACCCUAGCAGCAAGUCACACAGCAGACGGGGUGCAGGCCACCGUGAGGAGGAGGUGCCACCCUGCAGCAAGCCAGGUGGAAAUGUCCUUGUAAAUGGGACCAGGAACGUGGAGGCUGCUACUGAGGCCUGCUGGCUGCUGAUGUCCUUGGGAGAUGCAGGGAGAGAGUCCACGUUCAGUGCCAAGGAGUCUUCCUUGCAGAGGUUGGAAGAACUGUUCGGGUGCUACAAGGAUGAGCGGGAGGAAGCAAUUUUGGAAGAAGGCAUGGAAUGUUUUUGCAAUGACUUUUGUGUCGACCCCAUGGAAUUUCGAAUGCUGCUCUUGGCUUGGAAGUUCCAGGCUGCAACCAUGUGCAGAUUCACCAGGAAGGAGUCAUUUGAUGGCUGCAAAGCAGUAAGUGCAGACAACAUUGACGGAAUCUGUGCACAGUUCCCUAACCUCUUAACAGAAGCUAAACAAGCGGAAAAAUUCAAGGAUCUCUACCGGUUUACGUUUCAGUUUGGCCUGGAUGCUGAAGAAGGGCAGUGGUCACUGCAUCAGGAAAUAGCCAUUGCACUGUGGAAACUAGUCUUUACCCAGAACAGUCCCCCAGUAUUGGACCAAUGGCUGAAAUUCCUAAGAGAGAACCCCUCAGGGAUCAAGGACAUCACCCAGGACACUUGGAACAUGUUCUUUAACUUCACUCAGGUAGGUUCUGACCUCGGUAAAUAUAGCACAGAUGAGGCCUGGCCAAGCCUCUUCGAUACCUUUGUGGAGUGGGAAAUGGAGGGAAGGAAAAGAGAAGGGGAAGGGACAUGUGCACUCAGCCCAGGGCCUGAGGCCUUGUGUCCCAAGAAGCAGACUUAA